This is a messenger RNA of Vitis vinifera (wine grape), 1884 nucleotides long. RefSeq names its product 40S ribosomal protein S3a-1. Lineage: Eukaryota; Viridiplantae; Streptophyta; Magnoliopsida; Vitales; Vitaceae. Gene Ontology annotation, molecular function: structural constituent of ribosome. Gene Ontology annotation, cellular component: ribosome; cytosol. Gene Ontology annotation, biological process: translation. The transcript is spliced from 6 exons. Bases 230 to 1036 code for a protein of 268 amino acids. The record is from RefSeq and is a predicted model, not a curated record.
CCCGCAAAUUCUACCCGAACCCGGUGAAACCCUGUGCAGGGUAACCCACCGGCCUGGGUGGGAUGGGUUUGAUCACCAAGUUGCAGCCCCAUCAUCUAGUAUAUAUGUAUAUAAGCCGCGGACGCUAAAAUUAGGGUUUUGAGCGGUCAAGGGUUUGCUGUCAGAGCCGUCGUCCUCUUCGUAGCAUUCUUCCUCUGAAGCUACCCUCACUCCCUCAUUUCCUUCCAGAAUGGCGGUUGGGAAGAACAAGAGGAUUUCCAAGGGAAAAAAGGGAGGCAAGAAGAAGGCAGCCGAUCCCUUUGCAAAGAAGGAUUGGUACGACAUCAAGGCUCCUUCUGUCUUCGAAGUUCGCAAUGUCGGCAAAACCCUCGUUUCCCGCACCCAGGGUACCAAGAUAGCUUCUGAAGGGCUCAAACAUCGGGUGUUUGAGAUAUCACUUGCUGACCUUCAGGCUGAUGAGGAUCAGGCUUAUAGAAAGAUUCGACUGAGAGCUGAAGAUGUUCAAGGGAGGAAUGUUCUGACAAACUUUUGGGGAAUGGAUUUUACAACUGACAAGUUGAGGUCUUUGGUGCGGAAAUGGCAAACAUUGAUUGAAGCUCAUGUGGAUGUGAAGACAACUGACAACUACACCUUGAGGUUGUUCUGCAUUGCAUUCACUAAGAAGCGUGUAAACCAGAACAAGAAGACUUGUUACGCACAAUCCAGCCAAAUUCGACAGAUUCGACGGAAGAUGAGAGAAAUCAUGACAAACAUGGCAACAUCUUGUGAUCUGAAGGAAUUGGUCAAAAAGUUCAUUCCUGAGAGUAUUGGCCGAGAGAUCGAGAAGGCAACUUCAAGCAUCUAUCCUUUACAGAAUGUGUACAUUCGGAAAGUUAAGAUCUUGAAAGCUCCUAAGUUUGAUCUUGGAAAGCUGAUGGAGGUAUUUUUUUUUUUAACUCUUUUCAUUUGUCUAUUUUCUAAUUUAACAUACAUAAACAUUAAACCAUUAAAAAAAAAAACCUGUCACCUUUUUAUGCCAAAUCCUGCCAAGAAGUAGCAGUGCGAUGGAAAUUGCUCAAGAUUCAUAAAAUCUAUACCAUGUGUUGCCUCGUAUCAAUAAUUUUAUUAAAUUACUUAAUAGGAAAAUUUUGAGGUCUUGUUGAAGUCAUAAAAAGGAACUUGUGAAAUCUUUUAAAAAAUGGAAAAAAUUAUUAUACUUCAAUGUACUGCAGCUGUAGCAAUGGUAGUUGUGGAUAUACAACACAAAGGAAAGUUAAAGAUCUUUACCCAAAAUAAUUAGUCUCUAACUUGCCCAAUAAAUAUGUUAGUGGAUGAAAAGCCCUUGGCAUAGAUGCAGUCAAUUUUAACUUUAUAUGCAAAGUAUAGUUGCAAAAUAGUCAUAAGAAGGAUGCUGAAUCUAUUAGCUAGUUUCCUUAUUUGUCAAGCCCAAUGAAGGGAAAGUCAGCUAAAAAGCUCAUUGGAUGGUUUGUAGAACUAGUUCAUUUUCUGAAUAAUACACAUUUUUGUGGUGCUCUGUAGAAUUUGGACAGUAUUUAGAUGGGAAAUCAGAUUUUUGUUAGUGUCGAGAGAUGGUCCUUUAAAAGACGCAUUCUGUAAUUCCUAGUAUCACAUGUGUAUGCAGGUUCAUGGUGAUUAUUCGGAAGAUGUUGGCACAAAGUUGGAGAGGCCUGCUGAUGAACCAGUGGCUGAGGGGGUAACUGAAGUCAUUGGAGCUUGAAUUAUCAAUUUUGUGAUUCCCCUUUGUUAUUUUCUUAUAUUUCUGUUAAUGAAUGACUUGAAUAGGUAGCGCAAACUGCAGAUUUUGGUUUAGCUGAGAGAUUUAGAUUUUGCUUUGACUUCAAGAAACCCAUUUUGAGUUUCAAUCAAUUCGAUUAAUUUGCUAAA